This is a messenger RNA of Conger conger (European conger), 2665 nucleotides long. RefSeq names its product transmembrane 6 superfamily member 1-like. Lineage: Eukaryota; Metazoa; Chordata; Actinopteri; Anguilliformes; Congridae. Gene Ontology annotation, cellular component: lysosomal membrane. The record is from RefSeq and is a predicted model, not a curated record. The transcript has 11 exons. The coding region runs from base 393 to 1523 and encodes 376 amino acids.
UUCAGUAAUAUUUGGAGUAAUUCUAACUCUUGAAAAACACACCAAAGGGUUACCUUUCAGAAGAGACCAGGAUUAUGCCUGUAGUCAAAAGGAUCAAAGAAUAGUAACCAUUUUAUUUUGGGGCUAAAUUUAUACCUCUCUGCAUUCGAAUCAUGUUCAGGAAUGUGAAGACUCAGAUGUCACACAGGACUGACCAGGCUUGACAGCGAUAACCUUUUCUGGUAUAACAGAGGGCACGCAUGACCGACCUGACUCGUGUGCUAUUGGGAGGCACAAACGCUGGAUUGGUAAUAAUCCUGUAAUCUGUACCCCGCCUCAAUGUGUACGGGACGAAAAUAUAUUUUCACAGUUGGAACACUUUGCCUUUGAUAGAAGUACCUAAAUAAGAGGCAAUGGGAGCAACACGGAAGACGGGGAUGAACGCAUCAGCUGGAACUGGAGUUUUUGUAUUGUCCAUGCUGUCAAUACCAAUCUCAUAUAUUUUUAAUUUUUUAGCUUAUACAAACAGCACCGAAGCGCUUGUUGUGGCAGGGGCGUUAAUUUUACUUAUCAUCGCAACGUCGGCUCGAAUUUGGCUAAGGAAGAAGCCACCUAAAGAUCCUCUUUUCUAUGUUUAUGCAAUAUAUGCAUUCUUUAGUGUGGUGAACCUCAUCAUAGGGCUUGAGCAAGAUGGUAUCAUAGAUGGAUUUAUGACCUUUUACUUAAAAGAGGCAGACCCUUACAUCAACACGGCACAUGGACACAUGAUUUCCUACUGGGAUGGCUCUACGCAUUAUCUCAUGUACUUGCUGAUGGUUGCAGCGAUAACAUGGGGGGCAAGUUACAGAGCUAUUGGCCUCUUCUGGGUGGGGUCCUUCUUAAUGCGUGUAAUAGUCUACAUUCCUGGCAAUGUUGUUGGAAAGUAUGGGACCCAGCUGAGCCCACUGUUCUUUGUACACUCGGUGUACAUCCUGAUCUCCGUGUGGGCAUGUUUUCGUGUCUUCAGGCAGCCCCCCACACUGGAGGCACUGUCCUCGAGCAUACAGGAAGCCCACCGGCAGAGUCUGGUGCAGAGGCCACUGGAUUUACUCUUUGCCAUCUACCUCAUCCUUGCAACUGCUUUCUGCAUCUUCAGAGGUUUGGUUGCACUGGACUGUCCCACUCAGUGGUGUCACGAUUACCUGCAGCACUAUGAGCCUUACCUGAAGGACCCUUCGGCCUAUCCAAAGAUCCAGAUGUUGGUAAACAUGUUUUACUCUGUGCCGUACUACACGAUAACGCUCUAUGGGCUGGUGGUCCCAGGCUGUGACUGGAUUCCUGACCUGACACUAGUGCACUCCGGAGCGCUAGCACAAGCCCAGUUCGCACACAUCGGUGCCUCCCUACACACCAGGACCCCCUUUGCCUACAGAGUCCCAGAAGCCAGCAAGACCCUCUUCCUGAUGGUCAACACACUGUACGGCCUGAUACCCCAAAUUCUCAGCUACCGCUGUGUUAACACCCCCCACUUCUUCCUUAAGCAUAGACAGGACAAAAAGGACUGAAUGGAGCAACAACAGAUAUUCUGUAAAAACCUUGGAAAAUGUGUAUUAUUUUGAGGCACAGGAUCAGAACAGUUUGAGAUUCAACACUGUAGAGCAGUGGUCCUCACUCCUGGUCCGGGAGAGCCGCUGGGUGUGCUGCUUUUUGUUGUUAUGCAGCAGUAUAAAACUGUUUUUUUUUCUUUCAGUUUUAUACUGAAAAAGCAUCAGUCUUUUCACUGAAAGGAAAAUUUAUAUCCUAUUUUGUACUUCUGGGGUUUAAAGUUUUAAAAUUAUUUUUAUUUACAUUACUGCCACGGGUAAAUAUUGGAUUCGUGAUUUUACUGAAUUGAUUUUACUGAUUUCUGUCUUGUUUCCAUUGUUUACUUUUAGUUUGAACUCUUUGAAACAUAACUUGGAAUGGUACUAGUUUUGGGACGAACUCCUUUACAAGGAUCAAGGGCUUAUUAAGUUUGAUAAUUGAACAUAUUUGCUACAUUAUAUAAAGACAUAUUAUAUUUCAUUAAUAAUACUUUUAAAUCUGUAGGAAACAGUACAAUUAUUUCACUCCAUUGUUUUAUGCUUUUAAUUCAAAUCCCAGACUUUAAUAUUGAAGUAGUGCCCCAGGUUCCUUUAACCCCUUAAGUCUCACAGGCGAGCCUGGUCUCACUCUAAUUUGAUGACAGGUGACCAAAUGUUCUGACCACUGAAAUCGGCCUGGCUCUGUGUUCUGAAAUCACCCCUAGUGGUUGAAGUUAACCGUAUGUUAACCAAAAUUGACGCACUCCAACACGUGUGUACAAAACAUUUUCGUGUCUAAAUUAAACCAUAACCUCUGUUACAAUUUCUUGCCGUUUGCCAACGGAUCUAUUGUGGCCCUGAGUGGGACAGUCCCAUGCAACCUAAUCUAUUAUUUAAUAUAUCUCUUCAUAUUUUAUAUCUAUUAUAUUUCUCCUUGCAAUUGCAGAAUGUCAUCAUGGGGUGUUGCUUAUCCAGGAUUCGGUAUAUGUGUACCGAUUUUCAGGGCAUGAAAAGCAGUGCAAUCAUGUUGCACAAGGGUUUUUUUGCAUUCAUUUCUUUUUUUCAUGGUGCAAUUUUCAAUCACUAUUGUUACAGGAUAUACUGUUUGAAAGCAUUAAAACUCACAGAUCUAGUUGUAUAACCUA